AUGCUCGACCUCGCCACCCUCCGUAAAAUCUGCGAAGACACAAUCACACGUUCCCCCACCAUAACGUCCACCACCCCUUCUAGCAGCCUAACCAGUACAUUCAUCCCCUCGCAGCUCCCACCUCUCACCCGUACUUCACCCGCCUACCCAAAUCUUACCCUCACAACGCCCAUCAAAAUUUACAACAGCGACUCCUUUGCCCUAGCCCGCGUGCUCGACGCCAAUUCCCCCAAUGCGAGCAAAGGAAAAACAGGAGUCCUGAAUCUAGCCUCGGACGAAACACCAGGUGGGGGUUGGCGAUACACGCUAUCCAAAACACAAGAGGAAGCUCUAUGUUACUCUUCUACGCUUUACGCGACACUACAUCCGGACUGGUAUCCCUGGCCCAACACAGGUCCAGGGUCUUGCGCGGGAAUCGUAUCACCAGGUGUUGUCGUUUUCCGGGAUACACUCGACAACGACCUUGUUGAGCUGCCAGAGUCGGAACGGCAUGUUGUUGUUGUGAUCACGGUAGCUGCACCACGGUUUCCGGGGCUGGAUAGGCCAGGGGAGGCGUUUGCUAAAGAAGAGGAUUUGAGGGAUUUGAGGGAAAAGAUUUUAUUGGUAUUGAGGAUGGCGGCGGGAGAAGGCGUGACGAGGUUGGUGUUGGGGGCUAUGGGGUGUGGGGCUUAUGGGUGUCCGCCGGGGGUUGUGGCGAGGGAGAUGAAGAGGGCGUUGCAGGAUGGGGAGUUUGAGGGGUGGUUUGAGAGUGUGGCAUUUGCUGUAUAUGCUGCUGGGGCGAAGGGAAAGAAGAAUUUGGAAGUUUUUAAGCAAGUCUUUGAAUGA
This is a messenger RNA of Pyrenophora tritici-repentis Pt-1C-BFP, 825 nucleotides long. RefSeq lists its product as uncharacterized. The record is from RefSeq and is a predicted model, not a curated record. Lineage: Eukaryota; Fungi; Ascomycota; Dothideomycetes; Pleosporales; Pleosporaceae.